Molecule: messenger RNA, 779 nt
Organism: Pundamilia nyererei
Lineage: Eukaryota; Metazoa; Chordata; Actinopteri; Cichliformes; Cichlidae
Gene: slc25a11
Product: solute carrier family 25 member 11
Exons: 5
Coding region: 1-552 (183 amino acids)
Source: RefSeq, a predicted model, not a curated record
AUGGAUGACAGCUUUAUGACCAUGACCAUGAUGAUGGGCGCGACAGUCUUCGUGCAGCCGUUGGACCUGGUGAAGAACAGGAUGCAGCUGAGCGGUCAGGGGACGAAGGCUCGAGAGUAUAAAACCAGCUUCCACGCCUUGUUCUCCAUCCUGAGAAACGAGGGCGUGGGAGGCAUCUACACCGGGUUACCUGCAGACCAGCGGAGAGGAUACAAGAAUGUUUUUAAUGCCCUCUUUCGAAUAACCAAAGAGGAAGGCGUCACUACGCUGUGGAGGGGUUGCAUUCCCACCAUGGCUCGAGCGGUGGUCGUGAACGCUGCUCAGCUGGCCUCGUACUCUCAGUCCAAACAGUGUUUAUAUUCUGGGCACCGACUGAAUUAUCUGUGUCAUGAUCAGGAGGUGCUGGUUCGAGUGGUGGGGAAGGAGGGCUUCUUCUCUCUGUGGAAAGGUUUCACUCCGUACUAUGCCCGCCUCGGCCCGCACACCGUCCUCACCUUCAUCUUCCUGGAGCAGAUGAACCGCCUCUACAAGACCUACGUCCUCGACGUUUAGCCCACGCGCACACAGUGUUUGAAUUCUUUCUGUAAAGAGAAAAAUGUAAAUUAAAUGUAGUUCAGACAUCAUUCACAGAUGUUUUGAGUAAUUAAGUCUUAUUUGUAGAAACCCUGCCCCACUGUCUCCCUGACAACACGCAGCAUCAUGAUGGGAUUGAUAGGUAACCAUGGUAACAACCAUGGCUGAGCACAGACUCGUGGUUGAAUAAAGACUUUUUGACCUUG